GGACCGACGAAUACGGGGCUGGAAGAAAUCAGUCUGGAGUCUGCCAAUAACAGUUCGAGUUGCGCUCAGCUUCAACGCUACAUUCUGGAGGCAGUACAGAACGAAGUCCCCAUUCCGAGUAAUCUCUCAUAAAUACAGAGAAGAAGAGAAGCUGUAUGCCUAUAAUAUAAUAGGCUGCGUCGUCGAUUAAUUAGGUUACAUGGACUCAAGAGAAAGCUAAUUAUUUUUGCGAAUGAAUAUAAUUGCAUAGCCUAAUUAACGGCUUGGAAACUCAGUCGGCUCUUCACUACAAAUCUGACCUAGGCUACCUGUGUAGAGGGGUUUGAUUUUACUCAUAUCCUGGAAUUGGUAUCAUCAAUAGUUUUAUCGUGUGCUUUUCAUUCGGGUUUAUAUUUGUUUGUAGCAAACGGCUCCCGAGUGCGACUGGAAUACGCGUCUGCACCGGGGAUUGAAUUGAUACAUCAUAACCGACCGGAAUUCAGAUUGUGAAUAAACAAGACAUUGUCCAGGGUAACGUAACCUCACUCUACAACCCAAUCCAUUUGGGCAAAUUGAACGUGUAUUUCGGUAGCAGAGAGCGAUACUAAACCAGCAUAAUGCCUCUUGCACAUCUUGCGGAGCCCUGGCCCCAAAUGGAACUAGUUACACUGGACUCAGAGAAUGGGCAAAGCGUCACUGAGGAUGGGGUCCCACCUGCUGGUCACAAGGACAGGUCCCAUAUUACCUGGGUAGAGAAGGACUUUGCCAAUAUUACUGCCAAGGACAAUGAUGUCAUCAAGGAGAUCAACAUCACCAACGUGGUCAAGGAGGGCUCAGAGAAAGCCGACGCCCGCCAGUUUGAGCUGCUUAAAGUGCUGGGCCAGGGCUCCUUUGGCAAGGUGUUCUUGGUGCGGAAGGUGACGCCUCCCGACGACAACGAGCUGUAUGCUAUGAAGGUCCUGAGAAAAGCCACCCUCAAAGUGAGAGACCGGGUGAGGACCAAGAUGGAGAGAGAUAUCCUGGCAGACGUCAACCACCCCUUCGUGGUCAAACUCCACUAUGCAUUUCAGACAGAAGGAAAGCUCUACCUGAUCCUGGACUUUCUGAGAGGAGGCGAUCUCUUCACCAGACUGUCUAAAGAGGUGAUGUUCACAGAGGAGGAUGUGAAGUUCUACCUCGCAGAGUUGGCUCUGGGCCUGGACCACCUGCAUAGCCUGGGCAUCAUCUACAGAGACCUCAAACCUGAGAACAUUCUACUGGAUGAAGAGGGCCAUAUAAAACUCACAGAUUUUGGCUUGUGUAAGGAGGCUGUUGACCAAGAGAAGAAGGCCUACUCCUUCUGUGGUACGGUGGAAUACAUGGCGCCAGAGGUGGUGAACAGGCAGGGCCACAUACAGAGCGCCGACUGGUGGUCAUUUGGGGUACUGAUGUUUGAGAUGCUGACCGGAUCGCUUCCUUUCCAAGGGAAGGACCGCAAAGAGACCAUGAACCUCAUCCUCAAGGCCAGAUUGGGAAUGCCCCAAUUCCUCAGUACAGAGGCCCAGAGUCUCCUCCGAGCUCUGUUCAAGAGGAACCCCAUCAACAGAAUGGGGUCCGGGACGGAUGGUGCAGAGGAGAUCAAACGCCACACCUUCUUCUCCACCAUCGACUGGAACAAACUGUUCCGGCGAGAGAUCCCACCCCCGUUCAAGCCGGCGGUGGCCCGACCAGACGACACCUUCUACUUCGACUCGGAGUUCACCUCCCGCACACCCAAAGACUCCCCAGGUGUUCCACCCAGUGCCGGAGCCCACCAGCUCUUCCGGGGCUUCAGCUUCGUCGCCCCGGCCAUGCUGGAUGAGGAGGGGGCCAAGGAGCCGGCCAAGCCCACACCACACCCAGUGGUCCAGCAACUCCAUGGAAAGAACGUGUUGUUCAGCGAUGGCUACAUGUUGAAGGAGGACAUCGGCAUGGGCUCUUUCUCCGUUUGCAAGCGCUGUAUCCACAAAGCCACCAACACCGAGUACGCCGCCAAGGUGAUUGACAAGACCAUGACAGACCCCUCAGAGGAGAUUGAGAUCCUGUUGAGAUACGGCCAGCACCCCAACAUCAUCACCCUGAAAGACGUGUAUGACAAUGGGAAGCAGGUGUAUCUGGUGACAGAGCUGAUGAGAGGUGGGGAGCUGCUGGACCGGAUCCUCAAACAGAAGAUCUUCUCCGAGCGAGAAGCCAGCUCCGUGCUCCACACCAUCACCAAGACUGUAGAAUACCUCCACGCACAGGGGGUUGUCCACAGGGAUCUAAAGCCCAGUAACAUCCUUUAUGUAGAUGAGUCGGGGAACUCUGAGUCUAUCCGGAUCUGUGACUUUGGUUUUGCCAAGCAGCUGAGAGCUGACAACGGCCUGCUCAUGACUCCAUGCUACACCGCUAACUUUGUAGCCCCGGAGGUGUUAAAGCGUCAGGGCUAUGACGAGGGCUGUGACGUAUGGAGUCUGGGAGUGUUGUUGUACACCAUGCUGGCUGGCUUCACACCAUUUGCCAACGGGCCCGAGGACACUCCAGAUGAGAUCCUGAGCAGGAUAGGCAGCGGUCACUUCACCCUGACUGGAGGCAACUGGGAUGCCGUGUCGGAAGCAGCGAAGGACCUGGUGUCUAAGAUGCUUCAUGUGGACCCUCACCAGCGGCUGACCGCAAUGCAGGUCCUCAAGCACCCCUGGAUUGUCCAGAGGGACAAGCUAUCCAGCAGCCAGCUGCAGCACCAGGAUGCCAAGCUAGUCAAGGGGGCGAUGGCUGCCACCUACUCUGCCUUGAAGAGCUCCCAGCCCACCCCGGAGCUCAAGCCCAUUGAGUCGUCCUUCCUGGCCCAGCGACGUGUCAAGAAGCUCCCCUCCACCUCUCUGUAGAGCCACCAGAGAGAGACCAUGAGCACCCUCAGACUCUAGCUAGAACAUCAGCCAGUACAGGAACAAGUCACGGGACUGAAGAGACCGGUAGAUCCCCUCUAUCUAACCAGCCAAGGACCACUGACUACUCUACUGCUGUCUCCUUCCCUGGCAGUGAUAUCAAUACUCUGCUGCAGUCUCCUACCCUGCCAACGACAUAACUACUCUGCUGUAGUCCCUUCCCCUGCCAAUGAUAUCGCUACUCUGCUGCAGUCUCCUCCCCUGCCAACUAUAUCGCUACUCUGCUGUAGUCCCCUGCCAACUAUAUCGCUACUCUGCUGUAGUCCCCUGCCAACUAUAUCGCUACUCUGCUGUAGUCCUCUGCCAAUGAUAUCGCUACUCUGCUGUAGUCCCCUGCCAACGAUAUCGCUACUCUGCUGUAGUCCCCUGCCAACUAUAUCACUACUCUGCUGUAGUCCCCUGCCAACAAAAUCGCUACUCUGCUGUAGUCUCCUGCCAACGAUAUCGCUACUCUGCUGUAGUCCCCUGCCAACGAUAUCGCUACUCUGCUGUAGUCCCCUGCCAACGAUAUCGCUACUCUGCUGUAGUCCCCUGCCAACAAAAUCGCUACUCUGCUGUAGUCUCCUGCCAACGAUAUCGCUACUCUGCUGUAGUCCCCUGCCAACGAUAUCGCUACUCUGCUGUAGUCCCCUGCCAGUGAUAUCGCUACUCUGCUGUAGUCCCCUGCCCUGCCAACGAUAUCACUACUCUGCUGUAGUCCCUUCCCCUGCCAACGAUAUCACUACUCUGCUGUAGACCCUUCCCCUGCCAACAUUAUCGCUACUCUGCUGUAGUCCCCUGCCCUGCCAGUGAUAUCACUACUCUGCUGUAGUUCCCUGCCCUGCCAGUGAUAUCACUACUCUGAUGUAGUCCCCUGCCCUGCCAGUGAUAUCACUACUCUGCUGUAGUUCCCUGCCCUGCCAGUGAUAUCACUACUCUGCUGUAGUCCUCUGCCCUGCCAGUGAUAUCACUACUCUGCUGUAGUCCUCUGCCAGUGAUAUCACUACUCUGCUGUAGUCCCCUGCCAGUGAUAUCACUACUCUGCUGUAGUCCUCUGCCAGUGAUAUCGCUACUCUGCUGUAGUCCCCUGCCCUGCCAGUGAUAUCGCUACUCUGCUGUAGUCCCCUGCCCUGCCAGUGAUAUCACUACUCUGCUGUAGUCCCCUGCCAGUGAUAUCACUACUCUGCUGUAGUCCUCUGCCAGUGAUAUCACUACUCUGCUGUAGUCCCCUGCCAGUGAUAUCACUACUCUGCUGUAGUCCUCUGCCAGUGAUAUCGCUACUCUGCUGUAGUCCCCUGCCCUGCCAGUGAUAUCACUACUCUGCUGUAGUCCCCUGCCAGUGAUAUCACUACUCUACUGUAGUCCCCUGCCCUGCCAGUGAUAUCACUACUCUGCUGUAGUCCCCUGCCCUGCCAGUGAUAUCAGUAGUUAAUCUUUCCUCUGGAUUGGCUUCUGGGCAUGGUCACUUGGAUGUCAAUCAACCUGGACUAGCAACAAGACAUGGUUGGGGAUGAGGGGGCAGUGGGGUAGGGGCAGGUUAUGACAAAUUUCUUAGCAGUAUAUUUUGGAUAAAAGGUAUGUGUGCGUGAGUUUGAGACAACCUGCUACCACGGAGGACGUUGAUGAUCAUUGAGGAUGUUUCUGUUGUGUUUUUUGUUCUGCUGUCGUUUUGAUUGGCUCUGCAUCUCCCCUCAGCAUCGCUGUGAUUGGCUGUCGCUAAACUCUCUGCAUGUCUGUCUGUUUGGUGUGACGUUCUCUCUCUCCAAUUGAUCAGCUUGCCAAAUCGAUUUGUGUGUUUUUGCUGUUUUACCAUUGAAAGCUGGAAGGGACAAUGGCACAAAACGAGAUCACAGUCAUCACUAUCAUUUUCCUACAUUUUGAAUGAACAUUAAAAGAAAGAAAAACAUUUCGCCAUAAAUGCCUCUCGUUUUUGAGACUAUACUGGAACUAGGAAUUCUGGGUAAUGUAGUCAAUGCUAAUGUUUUUUCCAGGCCGAAUGUCUCACUCUCCAUUGCAUGACUUGUCCAGGGAAGGGUUCAGAAAGUUGUUUGCAUGGUCUGGUGCAGUGUGGCGUCAUGUUGCUUUGUCCUUCUCUUCUCUUUUCUUGGUGACAUUUCCGAUCCUGAGAAGAAGAAAAGAUUUGAGAUAUGGCCAAAUAUUUUUAUUGUAAAAAAAAAAAAAAAGAGAGAAAAUAAUAUCUGUAAUACCACUAACAGGGUGGAAUGUUGAAAUCUGUUUUUUCAUUGUGUUUUCUUCUUGGAUAUGCCUAUUUUGAAUGUCGUCUUUCUUGUAUUUGCUUUUGUUGUUGAAAGGCAUGUUGAACGCACACACACACUGUUGGGGCUUCCAUAAUGGACUCUUUCCCACAGCCCUCUGUGUUUCAAUGUCAAGUAUGGUGAGAGUGAUUGUCAAAACGAUUGUACUGAGCACUCAAAUGCACACUCUCCCUUAAAGAUAUUCUCCCGUACUUUUGUAUACUUUUUAACCAGUAGUUAAGUAGCUCCCACGAGCCAAAAAUGGUCCCGAAAAUGGCCGACCACGUCAUUUCUCUUGCUCUGCUGGGUUUGCUUCUUGCUAGUUGUCAGUCAAAUGGUGAGGGAUUGAAGCUCAUUGGCUGAAACUCAAAUAAUUAAUAGGGGGCUGGCCCACACGGGGGUACAUGUAGGGAAAAUGGCACUGCACAGCUUCCAGAAAACUGUCCCUUUCAAACUCUGGGUUUCGUGGCUAACUGAGGUAAGACUGUAAUUCUGCUCAUAGAUUAUGCAUGUAUGAGCUACACAUUGAUACAUCAAGCCCAAAGCGGGAGAUUUAAAAAAAUACUUACCAGUCGCCAAAGUACCCGGGCAUGUCUUUAAGGUCUCUAAAGUAUAUUGGUUUUACAUAGACAAUCCUUGACAGGAAUAUUUUUUAGUGCUUUUCUGAUUUGAUUGGCCUGUCUGUUGGUCUUAAUCAGGACAUAAAGUAAAUCUCCACAGGUCCUUUCUGUCUCCUGUUCAGUUUGACAUUGUCUGAGUAGAAGUGCCGAUCUAGGAUCUGUCCAUAUCUUAUUCUAUACAGACACAACUAUCUAACAGACACAACUGCUGAUCCUGGAUCAGCACUCCUACGCUGAGACGCAUUGUGGAUACGGGCCGUGGACUCUAGUACAGUAUAGGUCACAACAACGUCUUGACUAGAGGCUCCUAUGGGAUAGUACAUGUUUGCGUGGCUAUGUUUUUUUGGUAGCUUUUAAAUUCCUUAUUAAGGGCCGAAUUCCUAGACACAGUAUCUGCGUUGAACAUGCUUUUUAGUCUAGGACUUGUCCGGGAAACUGGCCCCUGCGCCUACAGCAGAAAGAUCCUGCAAGUUUAUGUAGGCUUGGAUCUUUAGUCUUAGAUAAGUGAUGCAUAUCUGUAGAAAGGUUGGGAUAACUCUUUCUAUGGGAAACGCAUUAUUAAGAAGAAACAGAUCAAGAUGAAGGGAAAGUUUGACUAAAACAAGAAAUAACAGCUACCACCCACUGAGACUCCUCGUAGUAACAGUAACCCAUCUGCUAUAGUAGCACAGUGACAUUACUACAGUUGCAAAGUAUGAAAACCCCUUUCAUCUCAGAUCAAGUGGAAUACAUAGUUAUGUUUAUUUUGUUUUAAAUCAAGUUCUCUAUCGCUUUAUUUGUAUUUUUUAUUUAACCUUUAUUUAACUAGGCAAGUCAGUUAAGAACAAAUUCUUAUUUACAAUGACAGCCUACCGGGGAACAGUGGGUUAACUGCCUUGUUCAAGGGCAGAACGAGCUACAAAGGUUGAGAUUAAAUGUUUAAUUUACUAUGAUGAUAUUUACCUCUUGUCUGUUCUAUGUUGUUGUACCUUUCCUUAUAAGGGUCCAUAAACACUUCUCGUGGCAAAAACACGAUUCACCAAUGAAUUGCAACCUAACUCGGACACGUCCCAUGAUUCUGCCAUCUAGAACCAAUGAAAUUCCAUCUUUGCUGCCAUAGUUUUUUUCUGCCACGACCAGUGUGUUUGGACCCUGAAGUGGGAGCUUGCUUUGGUAUGGAACUAUUCUAUGUGUUUGUUCCUCUUGCUUUGUAUUCCCUUCCUUCCUGGUUUUCCAUGUGAGUCGGGAUGAGAUGGGGUAGUUCACUCUCAUCUGCCAUUGCAGCAGUGGGUAUUCAGGCCUAUAGGGAGUUCUGAUGAGAUGCCUUUCUAUUAAAACACUUUUCUCUGCGCUGA
Molecule: messenger RNA, 7109 nt
Organism: Oncorhynchus mykiss (rainbow trout)
Lineage: Eukaryota; Metazoa; Chordata; Actinopteri; Salmoniformes; Salmonidae
Product: ribosomal protein S6 kinase 2 alpha
Biological process (GO): protein phosphorylation; intracellular signal transduction
Molecular function (GO): protein serine/threonine kinase activity; magnesium ion binding; ATP binding
Source: RefSeq, a predicted model, not a curated record